AUGGUGGUUGAGUACGAUUUGGAUGCCGUUGAUCGACUACAAGAGGAGUUUGAAGUAAUUGCUUUUGGUCUCUUUCGAAAUGGUCGGUUGUCUGGAAGCGAAGCUGUCAAGGAUCGCCGUGUGCGGGCCUGGUGUGGAGUGUCUUUGACUGUCUUGUCCAUCACAUGGUAUCUUUUGGAGUCCUUCGGCGGUCUCAAGGAAGGGGCCACGAUGGAACGAUUCUUGUGGGCUCUCAACAUGCUACAGCAGUAUCCCACCGAGGAAAACGGAGCAUCUCGAUGUGGAGGAGUGGAUGAGGGGACUUGGUCAACCUGGGUGUGGUACUUUAUUGAUGAGGUCUCUUAUUUGGAAAAUGAUGUGAUUCUUUGGGUGAACAGAUUCAUUGGCGACGUCGGCAAUGACUGUUUGUUGUCAGCUGAUGGUGUGGACUUUUUGACUCGUGGACGGAAGCUUGACAGUGGCCAGCCUGAUAAGGACUAUUUCUCCCAGAAAUUCAACAAACCUGCCUACCGCUAUGAGAUUGCUACAAACAUUCGUUCCUCCUAUAUCUGCUGGAUUGCGGGACCCUACCUUCCUGGUGUGUACAAUGACCUUCAGAUCUUCCGAAUGGGACUACGCGACAAAUUGGAUGUGGGUGAGAAAGUGGAAGCUGACGAUGGCUACAUUGCCGAACGGGAGAAGUGCAAGUGCCCCCAUUCUAUGCGCACUCGAGAGGACCAGCGUCGCAUGCGUGGACGGCUUCGCAUGCGACAGGAGAAGCUCAACCGACUGCUCAAGAAUUUCCAUACCCUGGAUGUGCCCUUCCGCCAUGGGGCUUCCAAGCAUGGUUCCUGCGUCCGUGCCAUAUGUGUUUUGGUGCAGCUAACAAUGGAGCAGGGAGAAGAGCUCUUUGACAUGCGGGAGUACCAUGACAACAUGAGUGACAACCAGGUAGCUCAAUUGUAUGGGAUCUAGCUACAGUAGCUAAUGAACCUUGUAAAGUUGCUUUCUUUGUUGCCUCUUGUUGUUCUUUCAGCUAGCUAGCUAUUAGCCAAAACAAUGGGCUAGCUGCCCUGAUAGCUAACGACUCUUCAGCUGCUAAAGGUCUAUUCCUG
This is a messenger RNA of Seminavis robusta, 1094 nucleotides long. The record is from the annotation of a GenBank genome assembly. NCBI's taxonomy places the organism in Eukaryota, Bacillariophyta, Bacillariophyceae, Naviculales, Naviculaceae.